AAGCCACGAUAUAUGCAAAAUAUUUCAUAUUAUAGAAUUUUAUAGUUUGAGGAGGAGAUUAUUCUUGGAAAAUGGAGAGGUUGGAGGGAAUAUUGGAGUCAGGGAAGAGAAUGAGCAAGAAUUUGAAUAGUAGCAUGAGGAUUGCAAGCGUGGGAUCGACGUGGGGAGUGGAAGAUGUGUUUGGGAGACACAGCAAUCGAUCACAGAGACAGAAAGUUGAUGAGGACGAAGAAGCUCUUCGAUGGGCAGCCCUUGAGAAGCUGCCAACUUAUGACAGGCUCAGAACUGCUAUUAUGCAGAGUUUUGGCGGUGGAGAUGAUGGGACGCAUUACAAGGAAGUGGAUGUUCGUAAGCUUGGCUUCAGUGAAAGACAGAUGUUUAUUGAACGUCUCUUCAAAGUUGUAGAGGAAGACAAUGAAAAGUUUCUGCGAAAGAUUAGAAAUCGAAUUGACAGAGUUGGUAUCAAACUUCCAACGGUACAAGUGCGGUUUGAAAAUUUAACUGUGGAUGCGGAGUGCUAUGUAGGUGGCAGAGCUUUGCCUACAUUAUGGAAUUCUGCCAGAAAUUCUGUAGAAUCGUUUCUGGACAUUUUGGGCCUAUCACCCACCAAGAAAGCAAACCUGACCAUUCUCAAGAAUGUUAGUGGAAUCAUCAGGCCAUCUCGGAUGACUCUGUUGUUGGGUCCCCCUGCGUCUGGAAAGACAACCUUGCUGCUAGCUUUGGCUGGAAAAUUAGACUCCGAUUUGCAGGUGAGGGGAGAGGUCACUUACAAUGGCCGUAGGUUGCAUGAGUUUGUCCCUAAGAAAACAUCUGCUUACAUAAGUCAGAACGACUUACAUGUAGGAGAGAUGACAGUUCGAGAAACAAUAGAUUUCUCUGCUAGGUGCCAAGGUGUUGGGCAUAGUUAUGAGCUGCUUUCAGAGCUUGCUAGAAGAGAGAAACAAGCUGGAAUCUUACCAGAGGCUGAUGUUGAUCUUUUCAUGAAAGCAACAGCAACGGAUGGUGUUGAGAGCAGCCUUCAGACUGACUACACUCUCAAGAUUUUGGGUUUGGAAAUUUGUGGAGACACAAUUGUCGGCGACGAAAUGAUGAGAGGAAUCUCUGGGGGACAAAAGAAGCGUGUUACAACAGGGGAGAUGAUUGUUGGACCUACAAAAACUCUUUUCAUGGAUGAAAUCUCUACAGGACUAGACAGUUCUACCACAUAUCAGAUAGUCAAAUGCAUGCAACAGUUUACCCAUCUGAUGGAUGCCACAAUUCUCAUGUCUCUGCUGCAGCCUGCACCAGAGACUUUUGAUCUCUUUGAUGAUAUUAUACUCCUGUCGGAGGGCCAUAUUGUCUACCAUGGCCCUCGAGAGAAUAUAUUGGAGUUUUUUGAAAGCUGUGGAUUCAAAUGCCCUGAGAGAAAGGGCACUGCAGAUUUCUUACAGGAGGUCACAUCAAAGAAGGACCAAGAACAAUACUGGGUAGAUAAGAGGCAACCAUAUCACUAUGUAACUGUGAAGGAAUUUGUAUCUCGAUUCAAGCAAUUUCAUAGAGGUCUGUCAUUGGAAAACGAACUGUCAAUCCCCUAUGACAAGAACAAAAGUCACAAAGCAGCUUUGGUUUUUAAUAAAAACUGUGUACCCAAAAUGGAGAUCUUCAAAGCCUGUUUUGCCAAAGAAUGGCUUCUGGUCAAGCGGAAUUCCUUUGUUUACAUCUUCAAGACUGCACAAAUUGUAGUUAUAGCGUUCAUUGGAGCAACUGUAUUCCUGAGGACCGAAAUGCAUCAUAACACUCUUGCUGACGCGAACCUGUACCUUGGAGCACUCUUUUUCAGCCUGAUCGCCAAUAUGUUCAAUGGAUUUGAAGAAUUAUCAAUAAUAAUUUACAGGCUUCCAGUAUUCUUCAAGCAGAGGGAUCUGUUCUACUACCCUGCAUGGGCUUUCACUCUUCCUACCUUCUUAUUGUCAAUUCCAAUGUCAUUGUUGGAAUCUGGCAUUUGGGUCGUGAUGACUUACUAUACUAUUGGGUUUGCCCCUGAAGCUAGCAGGUUUUUCCGACAGUUCCUUAUAAUCUUUCUAGUUCAUCAAAUGGCAUCAUCCCUAUUUCGCCUUAUAGCAGGAAUCUGCAGGACAAUGAUUAUAGCUGACACUGGAGGGUCCCUGUCUCUUCUUCUAAUAUUUAUGCUUGGAGGGUUCAUCCUCCCGAGAGAGAGAACUCCAAACUGGUGGAUAUGGGGAUACUGGUGUUCACCUUUGACGUAUGCAGAGAAUGCUAUCGCUAUUAAUGAGAUGCUUGCUCCAAGAUGGAAAAUUAGCACAGAAAAUACCACAAAUUUGGGUGUAGCAGCGUUGGAGAGCCGUAACAUCUACUCAAGGGGAUAUUGGUAUUGGCUAGGAGCUGCUGCUUUGUUGGGAUUUUCGGUGCUUUUCAAUGUGCUUUUCACCUUUGCUCUUGAAUAUCUAAAUCCUCUUGGUAAGCCUCAAGCUGUUAUCUCCAGUGAAGCUCUAGAUGAAUUACAAUCACAAGAUAAUGGUACAAAACAGGGACUAAACAUAUCGAGAUCAAAAAAUCAGUCUCUGGCACGGUCAUUGUCUUCCACAGUUGGUAAUAAUCCUAUUGAAAUGCAGAUCAGACAAAUGAGCAGCCGAGUAACUAAUCUACCGAGCAACGAUGAGUCAGUGCUGGAGACUGUAAGAGGAGUUGCUCCAAAACGAGGAAUGAUUCUACCAUUUCAACCAUUAACCAUGUCUUUUGAAAAUAUCAAAUACUUUGUUGACAUGCCCGUGGAAAUGAGGGAACAGGGAGUGACUGAAGAUAGGCUUCAAUUGCUCCGAGAUGUUACGGGUGCAUUUAGACCUGGUGUUCUUACAGCACUGAUGGGAGUAAGUGGUGCUGGCAAGACAACUCUCAUGGAUGUAUUAGCUGGAAGAAAAACUGGAGGGUAUAUUGAGGGAGAUAUUCGAAUCUCUGGAUUUCCCAAAAAGCAAGAAACUUUUGCUCGAAUUUCUGGUUACUGUGAGCAAAAUGAUAUACAUUCUCCACAAGUCACUGUUUGGGAAUCAUUAAUAUAUUCGGCAUUUCUCCGUCUUGCAAAAGAUAUUGACACAGAAACCAAAACUGCAUUUGUUAAUGAGGUCAUGGAGCUUAUGGAGUUGGACACCUUAAGGGAUGCAUUGGUAGGUUUACCUGGUGUCACUGGAUUGUCAACUGAACAGAGAAAAAGGUUAACAAUUUCUGUAGAGCUUGUUGCAAAUCCCUCUAUAAUUUUUAUGGAUGAACCCACUUCUGGACUAGAUGCAAGAGCUGCUGCAAUUGUUAUGCGAACUGUCCGUAAUACUGUUGAUACUGGAAGAACUGUUGUCUGUACCAUUCAUCAGCCUAGCAUUGACAUCUUUGAAGCAUUUGAUGAGUUACUUUUGAUGAAAAAAGGAGGUCAAAUCAUUUACAAUGGACCACUAGGCCGCAACUCUCACAUGAUCGUUGAAUAUUUUGAGGCUAUUCCAGGAGUAACAAAGAUCAAGGAUAAAUAUAACCCUGCUACAUGGAUGCUAGAAGCUAGCUCGGAUUCUGCUGAAGUUCGUCUAGGGGUAGACUUUGCAGAGCACUACAGAAAUUCAUCUCUCUAUGAGCAGAACAAAGCAUUGGUAAAAGAGAUUAAUACUCCACCCCCACAAGCAAAUGAACUUUACUUUCCAACCCAAUAUUCUCAGUCAUUCUUUGGACAAUUCAAGUCCUGUUUGUGGAAGCAAUGGUGGACUUAUUGGCGUAGCCCUGACUAUAACAGCGUUAGAUUCUUCUUCACACUUGUCUGCGCUUUACUCUUUGGAACAAUAUUUUGGAAGGUUGGCACAAAACGGAACAACAACACCGAUCUUUUUAUUGUUGUGGGUGCCUUAUAUGGAGCUGUAAUAUUCUUAGGGGUCAAUAACUGUUCAACUGUGCAGCCUGUCAUUGCAGUGGAGAGAACUGUGUUCUACAGAGAAAGGGCUGCAGGGAUGUACUCUGCAAUGCCCUAUGCUCUUGCUCAGGUGGUGAUUGAACUCCCAUAUAUUCUCGGCCAAACAAUUAUGUACAGUUUUAUUGUUUACAGUAUGGUCAGCUUCGAGUGGACAGUUAAGAAGUUUGCCUGGUUCUUCUUCGUGAACUACAUGACAUUUCUGUACUUCACCUUUUAUGGGAUGAUGACAGUCUCAAUCACUCCAAACCACCAAGUAGCCUCAAUUGUGGCUGCAGCAUUUUACUCCCUCUUCAAUCUAUUCUCAGGAUUCUUCAUUCCUAAACCGAAAAUUCCAAAAUGGUGGAUCUGGUACUACUGGAUAUGCCCUAUUUCAUGGACUGUGUAUGGCCUAAUUUCCUCACAGUAUGGAGAUGUCACAGACCAAAUACUGGUUACUGGUGAAGGGUUCGAACCACUGAAUCAGUUUGUGGAGGAUUACUUUGGAUUCAAGCAUGAUUUCUUAGGUACAGUCGCUUCUGUGCUCGUUGGAUUUGCCGUGUUCUUUGCAUUUAUGUUUGCAUUCUGCAUCAAGGUAUUGAAUUUUCAGCAAAGGUGAAAGCAGAGGAUUCGCACAAACAAAGAAAUCUGCUACUCUGCCAUUUGGGUCGGUCCAGCUGAAAUUUGGGGAAUAUCAGAGAAAAAAUUAUUAUAAACCUGGCUAUGUGAAGCCAUUGGAGAUGAGAAAGGCCUAGUACAUAUCGUAUGUCUAACCAAUACAGAGCUGUAUAAGUAAUUUUUUGGGGCCUCUGUAUAAUUCAACUGGGGCUCUGUCAGGCAGGAGUGGCUUCCUACAGAAAUCAUUAGCCUUGUUGUAUGCCGCCCUAUUCUGAAAUAAGGAAUUUUAGUCACGAUUUGCAAAAUCAAAAUUCUAUAAAGAACAAACUUCGGCUUGUGAAAUUAAAGAAAUAACACCAAAUUAAUUUGAGCUAUAAACUGUAAAUUGCACCGUACAUUCAAUGACA
Molecule: messenger RNA, 4944 nt
Organism: Cryptomeria japonica (Japanese cedar)
Lineage: Eukaryota; Viridiplantae; Streptophyta; Pinopsida; Cupressales; Cupressaceae
Product: ABC transporter G family member 35
Exons: 23
Coding region: 72-4538 (1488 amino acids)
Cellular component (GO): membrane
Molecular function (GO): ABC-type transporter activity; ATP hydrolysis activity; ATP binding
Source: RefSeq, a predicted model, not a curated record